Chlamydomonas reinhardtii is the source of this 1929-nucleotide messenger RNA. RefSeq lists its product as uncharacterized. Lineage: Eukaryota; Viridiplantae; Chlorophyta; Chlorophyceae; Chlamydomonadales; Chlamydomonadaceae. Bases 12 to 749 code for a protein of 245 amino acids. The transcript is spliced from 3 exons. The record is from RefSeq and is a predicted model, not a curated record.
UAUAAGCUGUGAUGUUGCUCAGUCGGGGCAGUUGCACAACAUCGGGCAGGUGCACCACAACGCACCUCCCGGCAGUGCUUGGGCAGGCGCGGCCGGCAUGGUCGCGUUACCUUGCUCACGCAAAAGCGGGCGCGGUCGGCAACCGGAGCUGCGUGGCUGCUGGCAGCGAAGUCUCCCAGCAGCCCACUGCUGAGUCGGCUCGUCUGGACGGUUCGGGUCCGCCGGGUCGCGGCCCCCCCGCGGGCUUCCACGCAGCCACUGGUGACGGCGGCAACGGCCCGAAUGGACCUAGUGGACCACGGCACCAGCAGGGCGGCUGGCUAAGCUGGGCCGGGGCGUGCAUCGUCACCUGCCUGACCUUCGGCAUACAGCACGUGUUCAAGCCCGUGGCUCUACUGGUGGCCAUUGUGUGGGCCGCAGAUGUGCUGGGCGGCCACCUGUCGGAGGGCCUGAUGGCGUUUGGCACUCAAGGUAGCCGUGUUGCGAGCCCUUCCACAUCGGCGUCUGGCAGCAGCAGCCGCUUCUUGCCGCCUUCCCGCCGUCGGAGCGGCGGGGAAAGCUGGAGCCUGGCGACCACUCUCGGUGCGGCCAUUGGUGGAGGCUUGACCGCCCUUGCCAUCACCGUGGGCUUGGGUCUGGCUUUCGGCGGGGGCGGCAAUGAGGUGUCGCGCAACAGGGACAGCCGCCGCCGCCGCAGCAUAAGUGGCGGUGAGAAUGGCCAGAUGUGCGGCGCGCUGCCCAGCGGUUAAGCACCCUGACAGCCAGAGUGGUGCGAGCACGACGUUACGGGGCGGACGGCAGGCAGGGACGGAGUUCAGUUUGUGCGGAUGCCUGGGGAUUUGGUGGCUCAAACAUGUCGCACAGACCGUGUCGAUUGUCAAGCUGUGCUAUGGCCUAAUGGCCUGUUGCUACAGAUAGAGGCCUUCGUCUGAUACGGGCUUGCGUGGUUGCUGUCACUCGGCAACGUGCCUGAUGGCGGCUAAUUGCUGGUUCACUUCCCUUUGUUCCUGAGAGGCCACGCAUGUGGUGCGCCAUGAUUGGAGUACAGGAGUUGCGGCGAUGGUGUAUGCCAGCAGACAGUGGCGGCGAUGGUUAGUCCGGGUGCAGCGACUGGUGCCGUCACCGCGUUUGCCGUGGUACCGUGUUGGAGUGUGUCCGUAGUGCCGUGUUGGAGAUUCGGUUGUCGACGUGCUUGAAAUAACGCAACAUGCACAAGCGAACAUGACGUUGUAGAGCCGAGGCCGUUGUAUCAUGGCAUCGAAGCUGCUUUGCCACCCGCUCUAGUGCUGCUGGUGGACGUAAGCGUUUGAGCGGCGGCAGCCCGGGGCCAGGGAUGGAAGGCACGGGCGCGACGGGUGUAUGUAGUAACUGGAUAGGAAGUGCAUGUGUUGCUAAAUAACCGAUGUCCACGUGCAGACUAGUCGCAGUACUCACACACGCACCCUUGGCGUCCAACUACUGGUCUUCCCUGACACGGGCCUCUUCCCAACGCCGCUAGUGAGCCGCAUUGGAACCGCACUUGUACCCACCAUAGCCAACCUCAUCCGUUACGUGUGGGCCGUCGUCGAUGAGCCCUCAACCGGAGAUGCAUUCAAUGUCAUCUUCGACACACGCUCCCCAACACGGGCGCCGUGGCAACCGGCAACUUUGCGCUUGUGAUUGCCAAGUUCACUAGCCACCUGUCUGCAGACGGCACGCUAGAGCUGUAAAUUAUUCUCCCACACACAGGUAAAAGUGGACAGCAUUGACCAGCCCAGCACCGAGCUGCACUCCUCCCUAUACCGCUACAGGGGCUACCUAGACCAGGUGCCUCUCAACUUCUUUGGGCGCCAGACCCUACGCGCCCCAGGCGACGACUCGUGCAUGUUCUGCCCCAGACCUCUGGAUGGCGUGUGGCGCGGGGCCCUAAACAACAAGGUUUUGUCCGGG